Messenger RNA from Pelagomonas calceolata, 872 nucleotides. Lineage: Eukaryota; Pelagophyceae; Pelagomonadales; Pelagomonadaceae. The record is from the annotation of a GenBank genome assembly.
GCGGCCGGGGUGCUCGCAUUGCGCGCGCUUGCAAUCACGGACAACGCGCAUCAGCAACAAUGCGUCGUCUCCACAAAUUAGCCGCGACCGCACGACCAGCACACGUCGCACGCCGCCGCGCCUGGCCACUGAGAGGUGCCAGCUCGACGAGCAGCAGUGGCGGCGACGACGGCAGCGAUGCCGCGAAGAAACCAGCCGAGGCGCCGGCAGGCCGAGGGCGAGGCGCAGGUCGCGGCCGCGGCGCCGGCGGCCGCGGAAGAGGUAGAGGCGAGGUGUCGCAGGAGCAAUUGUGGAGGUACGAGGACGCGCUGCUGUCCAGCAUACAGGUCAACCCCCCCGCCGCGGCGACGACCCAUGAUGAGCCCGCGGCGCCCGACAACGACAUGCUCGGCGCGGACUGGGAGUCCUCUUCAUCAGGGACGGAGCGGGACCUCUCGUACCUGACGAGACGAAGGAGACAGGGGUCCAUCGUCGCCCCCGAAGAGUACGACUUCCAGGUGCACCAGCAUGAUAGGGAAAGGCCCCACGAGCUGCUGGCGCGGUUGAAUCGAUACCGCGGCGACCGGCCGCGCUGUGACAAGAAGUCAGGUUUUCAUUUGAUCGACCCGGAGCAGGUGCACGCGGGGAACUUGGCUUUCUUGUCGGAGUACGUCACGGAAGGCGGCAUGAUCGCGAAGCGGCACCAGUCGCGGUUGUGCGCCAGAUGUCAACGGCGCGUGCGCAAGGCGGUGAAGCGCGCGCGGUCGCUGGGCCUGAUCCCCACGGACGCCUCUUUUGACGCGGAGAACACGCUGGGGUUUCCUGAUGACGUCCACAAGUGUCACGUGUCGCGGACGAUGUAGGAGCUCUGGCUAAUGAUCUGUUUCGUUCUA